Molecule: messenger RNA, 1349 nt
Organism: Anarrhichthys ocellatus (wolf-eel)
Lineage: Eukaryota; Metazoa; Chordata; Actinopteri; Perciformes; Anarhichadidae
Gene: fbp2
Product: fructose-1,6-bisphosphatase 2
Exons: 7
Coding region: 76-1089 (337 amino acids)
Biological process (GO): fructose metabolic process; fructose 6-phosphate metabolic process; fructose 1,6-bisphosphate metabolic process
Cellular component (GO): cytoplasm; cytosol
Molecular function (GO): fructose 1,6-bisphosphate 1-phosphatase activity
Source: RefSeq, a predicted model, not a curated record
UAAUGAGGUCGCUCACUCGCCGCCUGUCCGCUCUGCUGCUCGCCCAGGAGGAACAGAAGGAAACCAGAAGCCAGCAUGUCGGACCAGUCGCAGUUUGACACGGACGUAUGGACCCUGACCCGGUUCGUCAUCGAGACCGGCCGCCAGGCUAAGGGGGCGACUGGCGAGCUGACCCAGCUCAUCAACGCCAUCCUGACCGCCAUCAAAGCCAUUUCUUCUGCUGUGCGCAAGGCAGGCCUGAACCACCUGCAGGGCUUGGCGGGCUCCGUGAACGUGACGGGGGACGAUGUGAAGAAGCUGGACGUUCUGUCUAACGACCUGGUGAUCAACAUGCUGCAGGCCUCCUACGGCACCUGCUGCAUGGUGUCUGAGGAGAACAAGGAGCUCAUCAUCACGCCCAAAGACAAGAGGGGGAAGUACGUGGUGUGUUUUGACCCUCUGGACGGAUCCAGUAACAUCGACUGCUUGGCUUCUAUCGGCACCAUAUUUGCCAUCUACAAACGGGUGUCGGAGGGGGAGCCCACAGAGAAAGACGCCCUGCAGCCGGGAAACAACAUCGUGUGUGCGGGCUACACUCUGUACGGCAGCGCCACCCUGGUGGCCCUCAGCACCGGAGCCGGCCUCAACUUCUUCAUGUUGGACCCCGCCAUCGGCGAGUUCAUCCUGACUGAGAAGAACGUGAAGAUCAAGCCGAAGGGGAAGAUCUACAGUCUUAACGAGGGAUACGCAAAGUACUUCCACCCGUCCAUCAACGAGUACCUCAAGCACAAGAAGUACCCCGAGGAUGGCAGCGCUCCCUACGGAGCUCGUUAUGUGGGCUCUAUGGUGUCAGACGUUCACCGCACCAUCGCCUACGGAGGGAUCUUCUUGUACCCCGCCAACGAGAAGAGCCCCAAGGGAAAGCUGCGGUUGUUGUACGAGUGCAACCCCAUCGCCUUCCUCAUCGAGCAGGCGGGAGGCAUCGCCUCCACCGGCACCCAGAGGGUCCUGGACAUCCAGCCCGAGGGCCUCCACCAGCGGGUGCCCUUCGUGGUCGGCUCCCCCGAUGACGUCAACGAGUUCCUGACCUUUGUCAAGAAGCACCAGUAAUUUACUUUAAAUGUUUCGCUGAGAGGCCAGACUUUUGUUUCGAUCAUUGUUUUGCAAUUUACUAUAAAAAUGUUUGAGUUGUCAAAUGUCUUGAUGGAUCAUAGAAAAAUAUUUGAAUAUAAUAAUAUCAAAUAUAACAAUAUUUUUGUAUGGUUGCAGAAAAUGACAAAUUGUUACUUAAUGAGGUUUUAAGUGUCCUUACAUUUCAGCUUGUCCUUGUAUCUCGACAUUUAAGUCAUUAAACUAAACAUUUUUCAAAA